Cadophora gregata is the source of this 1887-nucleotide messenger RNA. RefSeq lists its product as uncharacterized. NCBI's taxonomy places the organism in Eukaryota, Fungi, Ascomycota, Leotiomycetes, Helotiales, Ploettnerulaceae. The record is from RefSeq and is a predicted model, not a curated record. Bases 1 to 1887 code for a protein of 628 amino acids. The transcript is spliced from 3 exons.
AUGACUCUGCAGGACAAAGUCACUUUCAUGAGCUCUGUGGCUCUACGAAUUGGCGCCUAUGUCUUUUUACGUUGGAUACCAGGCCAUCACCUUCCACCCAUCAUUUAUACCGCAUUAGCGAUAUACAUACCCUCCUUCAUUUCGAGUUUCUUGACCCAGCCAAAAUACAAUGUACUAGAAGACGAUAUCAAAGUCACAGUUACAGAGACAGAAUUCGAGGAACAACCACCCACACUUGCUUCGACCGCUGCUCACUCCUCGAAUCUGCCAACAAGAGACAAGCCUACGGAAAUCGAAGAGGAAAUUGAGAUAGACGAAACGAUUGUGUUGGAGACAAAACAGCCUAGUCCAUGGCGGACGCUGUUGACUGGGCUCCCAGAUCCGGUCUCUACACUUCUUUCGCUGGCUACAUUUUUAAUUAAUGCUGCAUUAGUGCUGGCUGUGACAGAUUUGCUGUAUCGAGCAAAGGUCUACCAUCCGGAGACCGACCUAUCUUUUGCACGAAUGGGUUAUGUUUCUCCUACCGAGGCCAAUCUGUUGAUCCGAGAACCAAACGCUUCACAGCUUCCGAUCUUCGUCUCGUACCGACUUGCUAGGCAAUCCACGCCAUAUGAAGAUCCCGUAUGGCAGACAGCAGGAAUCAUCCAAACCUUGAGCAACGAAACAGACUACACGGGAGUUGUUUCGUUUCCGCUUCCCAGCCAACCUCACAAGACUUACCAAUGGACUACAUCGAAUAAUCACACUGGAUUCUUCACUGUUCCGCCAAGCCCGGGGAAAUUAUCCGAGCAUGGAGAUUUCACAUUUUUGACGUCCAGCUGUAUCAAGCCUCGAUUUCCUUAUAGCCCAUUUGACCAUGCACUAGCAAUCCCGGGCUUCAAACAUAUGGAAAGGGUCAUCACGUCCAUCCCUGGAGGUGCUCAGUUCAUGUUAUUUCUCGGAGACUUCAUAUAUAUCGAUGUGCCGAAGCGAUUUGGUACAUCUGUAGAAGACUACAGGAGAGAGUACCGACAAGUCUAUGGCUCUCCUGAUUGGCCAGCUGUGGGUCAAAAUCUGAGUUGGAUCCAUGUUCUGGACGACCACGAAAUCGCCAAUGACUGGGAUAGAAACACAACAGGCGUUUACAAUGCAGCUGCCGAUCCAUGGCAUCACUAUCAAACAGCUGUUAACCCACCUCGAGCUCGUGCAGCGGGUGGUUACGGACUUCCCAGGAAAGCGGCAACAUAUUUCGAAUUUUCUCAAGGGCCAGCUUCAUUUUUCAUGACGGACACACGAAAGUAUCGUGACUCAUCUAGUGGGCUUUCUGUCAAUAGCACCAAGAAAUCGAUGCUGGGCGCCGAACAAUUAGAUGAUCUCCUCACUUUCCUCAGGAAAGCUGAGCCCAAGGGUGUGAAAUGGAAAAUCAUCGCAUCCAGCAUUCCAUUCACCAAGAACUGGAAAGUCAACAGCCUCGAUACAUGGGCUGGAUACCUCAGUGAGCGACAGACUAUUCUGGAAGCAAUGUGGGAUGUAGGACUUCGGGGUGGUGUCGGAGUCGUGGUUCUUUCAGGCGACAGGCACGAAUUCGCAGCAACAGCGUUCCCGCCCCCGUCUGAUGGAAAGUGGCCGAUUAGUUCUACGGUUCACGAAUUCUCGACAAGCCCGUUGAGUCAAUUCUACUUGCCAGUACGGACGUAUAAGGAAACUGACAGUGAGGACGUGAUGAUGAAAUACAUUCCCGACGGUAACUCUAAGCUCGGAUCCGUCACAAUUGAGAACACGAGCAGCGAUCAAAGCAUCCUGAAGUUUAGACUAUUCGUUGACGGUGUCGAAACUUGGUCUUCUGUCCUCCUCUCGCCACCGCCCAUCGCAGGAAAUCGUUGGGCGAAAGACGCACUUUGGGGGUAG